Cutaneotrichosporon oleaginosum is the source of this 1461-nucleotide messenger RNA. RefSeq lists its product as uncharacterized. Gene Ontology annotation, cellular component: nucleolus. The record is from RefSeq and is a predicted model, not a curated record. Gene Ontology annotation, molecular function: 5S rRNA binding. Gene Ontology annotation, biological process: rRNA processing; ribosomal large subunit assembly. NCBI's taxonomy places the organism in Eukaryota, Fungi, Basidiomycota, Tremellomycetes, Trichosporonales, Trichosporonaceae.
CAUCAACAACACCGAUGCCGGCGACGACCCCGAAGACAAAAACGGCGGCUAAGCCGUACGACCGGCCGGCUAAGAAGGGCGCGGCGCCCGCGCAGCCCAAGCAGACUAGCAGGAAGGGCAAGAAGGCUUGGCGCAAGAAUGUCGACAUCACCGCCGAGGAGGCCGCGCUCGAGGCUGCGCGCGCCGAGGAGCGCCUGACGGGUGGGCCGGUGGAGACGCGGUCCAACGAUGCGCUGUUUACCAUUGACACGGAGGGCGAUGUCGCGAUGACGCAGCAGGUGCGACGGAAGAGGGAGAAGAAGCCUCUGCGCUCGCUCGCAAUAUUGCAUGAGCGCAGCGCCGUACCGUCCUUGACUUCGCGCGCUAAGCCCGCCGCUGCGCCGAAGAAGAUUUCCAGCGCUGAGAAGAAGCGGCUUCGCAGGACAGCCCUCAAGGCGGAGGCGAAUGGCACGCCGUCGGCGUCCAUCAAGGUGAUCGACACUGAGACGCUGGCCGACCCGUGGGUGACGGAGAAGCAGCUGAGUCUGCCCGGCGGAUGGGGUAACGAGGGCGUGGUCAAGGUCAAGCCCAAGACACCCGAGACACUGGCGCGGCAGCGUGAACUCCGGCGCGCCGUGGACGCGGCACAGCUGGCCGCUGAGCUCCCGCGCGCCGGCGUCUCGUACAACCCCAGUGCACCUGCUCACGCGGCACUCCUCGAAGAGGCGAUCGCCGAGGAGAUGGACACACUUGCGGCCGAGGAGCGGGUGCAGGCCGAGAUUGAAGCGCGCGGCGGCGUCGUGGAUGCGCUCCGGAAGAAUCAGGACGGCGAGGAUAUGGUUGCCGGCAUGCGGAUUGGGGGCGGAGAAGGCGAGGACGAGAGCGAGGAGGAAGAGGACGAGGACGCGGAAGGGUUCAAGCCCAAGCCGACGAAGCGGAAGACGCAGGCGCAGCGGAACAAGGCCGCGCGCGCCAAGGCCCUCCGCCUGGCUGAGCGGGAGGACGCUAUCCGCCGCAAGAUGGAGCGGCACGUGGGCGCUGCUCGCGCGCUGUCCAAGUCUGUCGCGGCGAAGGAGCGCGCCGCAGAACUGGCGGCGCAGCAGCGUCGCGCGGCGGCGGCGGCGCGCGAGCGCCUCGGGCAUGCCGGAGGCGAGAAGAUCGGCAAGCACCGCGUCCAGAAGGCCCCCGUGGCGGUGCAGCUCGGCGAGGACCUCGCGGAGAGCCUGCGGCAGGUCAAGCCCGAGGGCAACCUGUUCAAGGACCGGUUCCAGUCGCUGCAGCGCCGCGCGCUUAUCGAGCCACGCGUUCCCCAACUGCCCAAGAAGCGCAGGAUCAAGGUCAAGGAGUACGAGAAAUUUGCGUGGAAGCGGUUCGAGUAGUGCAUCCUGGGCGUUGGAUGCGUUGCGGGGCGAGCCUGCAUGGCGGCGGGGAGAGGGGACGAGGCAUUGCUGUAGGACAGUGUAUGUACUCUUUAGAUGGGUU